ACGAUGAGAGUGACUGGCCAAGUAGUGGAGAGGAAUGGACUCCAAAUUUACUUCUGGGUUCAAAAAAGAAAAAGGACACUUCUCAAGAAUGUGAACCAAUGAAUAAGAAGAAAAUGUCCAGUUUUGAUCCUUCGGUGACUAAACAGACGGCAAACAGGGGCUUAGUUAUGGAACUGGCAACUUCUGAGGCGGCCAGGAGGUAUCCUAUUCGUGAAAGGCCGAGACCGAAUUAUUCGGUUACUACACCAAUUCCAGAGGAUGACAGGUUUUUGUAUUGCUACGAUUGUGACUCUAGUAUCCUUGACGGCUGUUUGAUACACCCCGUGGAAUGGGUAGAAAACAAACCUUUGUCUGUCUGCGAGGAAGCAAAGGGGCGCGAUGUUCAGUUCCAGAAGGAAAAAUGUGUCUGCGGCAUAGCUUACUAUUUGCAUACAGCCCGAACCGCUCCCCGAGAUUGGAUAUACAUAUACAAAUCAGGAAUCCCUGGUGCAGGUUUUGGAGUGUGGACAAAUAGAGAAAUUAAAAGAGGAACAACAUUCGGACCAUAUGCUGGUGAAGUUGUGUAUCUGGACGAAAUGCGAGAGGAAGAACUAGUGAGGCGCUCCCGAGGGGGCUAUGCCUGGUUAGUUCGACAGAACCUACAGGGCAUGAAAAGUCAUUUGGUUGAUGCCCGGAAUCCAGUACAGUCUAAUUGGUUACGCUUUGUCAACUGUGCGCGUUUCGACGAAGAACAAAACCUUGUGACAAUCCAAUAUAGAGGAAAAAU
Opisthorchis viverrini is the source of this 766-nucleotide messenger RNA. RefSeq lists its product as hypothetical. The transcript has 4 exons. The record is from RefSeq and is a predicted model, not a curated record. Lineage: Eukaryota; Metazoa; Platyhelminthes; Trematoda; Opisthorchiida; Opisthorchiidae. The annotation marks the transcript as partial. Gene Ontology annotation, molecular function: protein binding. Gene Ontology annotation, cellular component: nucleus.